AUGGGAGCUGGACGUCGUAUGGGAAAGAAGCAGGCAGAUCCUGGCCCACUGGACGAGUCGCUGGUGACGCGCAAGCGCAAAUUAGCAGCGCCAACCAACGGCGCCAUUAAGAAGCAGAAAACGGUAGAGCCUGUAGUCGAGGGAAAGAAGACGACCGGCGCGAAAUCACCAAGGGAGAAGUCUACAAAGGACAAGAAGCCGCGCGGGGGCGAUAAGAAGACGGAGAAGAAAGUGGAGAAGAAGAAGGAAAUUGUGAAGCCGAAAAAGACCAAAAAGGAGGAGACCACUGUGCAGGAAGAUCUGGACGAUUUGGUUAGCAGCGAGGAUGACGACGAUCUUGACACGGCAGAUGAUGACAUUUUGGACUCUGACGGCGAUGUCGUGGAUUCGGAUGAAGAGAUGCGUGGAGGCGGCGGUGGAGGCAAGAACAAGAAGAUGAUGUGGUCCGACGAUGAGGGCGACUCAGAUGGCGAAGAGCAGCUCACAGCCGCCAACAUUGCGGGCCUUUCGCGGAAGUUGGACGAACAGCAAGCGCAGGAGGCCGCCGACGCUGAGGCCGAACUUCGCGACGAUGCUAUGCAGACGAAUAUCGCCAAUGAUCUAAUUGAUGGCGACGGCGACGAUGAUGAGACUCCUGGAGCCAAGGAACUACUCGCGCCAGAUCUCCAGCUGCUCCGUACCCGCAUCACCGAGGUCGUCCGUGUUCUGACCUCCUUCAAAGAGUUGGCCGAGCCUGGCAAAUCACGCGCGGAAUACACCACCGGCCUGCUCAAGGACAUUUGCACAUACUAUGGCUAUUCGCCAUUCCUCGCCGAGAAAUUGUUCAAUCUCUUCCCCGCUCAGGAAGCCCUGGCGUUCUUCGAUGCCAAUGAGACACCCCGUCCAAUGGUCAUCCGCACCAACACCCUUCGCACUGGUCGUCGUGAGCUUGCACACGCUCUCAUCAAUCGUGGUGUCACCUUGGAGCCCGUUGGAAAAUGGUCCAAGGUCGGUCUCCAAAUCUUCGAGUCUCAGGUUCCGCUUGGUGCUACCCCAGAAUACCUCGCUGGUCACUACAUUCUUCAAGCAGCAUCUUCCUUCCUCCCCGUUAUGGCUCUCGCACCACAAGAACAUGAGCGUGUACUGGACAUGGCUGCUGCUCCUGGUGGAAAGACAACCCAUCUUGCCGCCCUCAUGCGAAAUACCGGCUGCAUCUUUUCCAACGAUUCCAACAAAGAUCGUGCAAAGGGUCUGAUUGGUAACAUUCACCGAUUAGGCGUGAAAAACACCAUCGUAUGCAACUACUCUGCGCUGGAGUUUCCUCGUGUGAUGGGUGGUUUCGACCGCGUACUCCUGGAUGCGCCAUGUUCAGGAACGGGAGUCAUCGCCAAGGACGCAAGUGUCAAGACGAACAAGACCGAGGCCGAUUUCUUGCGUCUGCCUCACUUGCAAAAGCAGCUCCUGCUCGCAGCGGUGGACUCUGUCGACCACGCGAGCAAAACUGGCGGUUACAUCGUCUACAGUACCUGUUCGGUCACAAUCGAGGAGAAUGAGAUGGUCGUUCAAUAUGUGCUCAACAAGCGUCCGAACAUCAAGCUCGUGCCCACGGGCCUGAUCUUCGGAAAGGAAGGUUUCACAAGUUUCAUGGGCAAGACCUUCCACCCGGCAAUGAAGGAUACUCGGAGAUAUUACCCACACGCCUUCAACGUGGAUGGCUUCUUCGUGGCAAAGUUCAAGAAGACUGGCCCGACUCCUGCUGCGGCGGUCCUACCGCAAGGUAGUGCCRAGGAGAAGAGGCAGCAUAAGAAGGCCGAGGCUGAGGCUGAUGCCGACGAGGAUGUCUAUGUUCAUCAGGACAUUGAGGAAGGCGACGAGGAUAAGGAGGAGAGUCCGUUUGCUGACUUCGAUGAUGAGGAAGACGAAGUACUCAUUGAGAGGAGUUUAAACAAGAAUUUGAAGAGGAAAGGAAUCGAUCCCAAGGCGAAGAAAGCGAAGAGCAAAGCAUUGCCAGCGAAAUGA
This is a messenger RNA of Ramularia collo-cygni, 1998 nucleotides long. RefSeq names its product related to tRNA (cytosine-5-)-methyltransferase NCL1. NCBI's taxonomy places the organism in Eukaryota, Fungi, Ascomycota, Dothideomycetes, Mycosphaerellales, Mycosphaerellaceae. The record is from RefSeq and is a predicted model, not a curated record. Gene Ontology annotation, biological process: maturation of LSU-rRNA; rRNA base methylation. Gene Ontology annotation, cellular component: nucleolus. The transcript has a single exon. Gene Ontology annotation, molecular function: rRNA (cytosine-C5-)-methyltransferase activity; RNA binding. The coding region runs from base 1 to 1998 and encodes 665 amino acids.